Myotis brandtii (Brandt's bat) is the source of this 5852-nucleotide messenger RNA. RefSeq names its product SET binding factor 1 (gene SBF1). The transcript is spliced from 40 exons. The coding region runs from base 16 to 5514 and encodes 1832 amino acids. The record is from RefSeq and is a predicted model, not a curated record. NCBI's taxonomy places the organism in Eukaryota, Metazoa, Chordata, Mammalia, Chiroptera, Vespertilionidae.
CCAGGACACAUAGAAAUGGGAGGUGCAGGGAGUGGGGAAGGCCAGGGCCAGAUCCUGCAGCGCUUCCCGGAGAAGGACUGGGAGGAUAACCCCUUCCCUCAGGGCAUCGAGCUGUUUUGCCAGCCCAGCGGGUGGCAGCUGUGUCCUGAGAAGAACCCACCGACCUUCUUUGUUGCUGUCCUCACUGACAUCAACUCCGAGCGGCACUACUGUGCCUGCUUGACCUUCUGGGAGCCGGCAGAGCCCACGCAGGAAGCCGUGUGCUCGGAGGACGCUGCCGGGAGGGAAGAGGAAGCCGACGAGGGAGGCUCAGGGCGACUGUCACCUGGCACGUCCGGCCCACCUGGCCAGCUGUUCGCUCCAAAGACUCUGGUGUUGGUGUCUCGGUUGGACCAUGUGGAGGUGUUCAGGAACAGCCUGGGUCUCAUCUACACCAUCCACGUGGAGGGCCUGAACGUGGGCCUGGAGACCGUGGUCGGGAACCUGCUCACCUGCAUCAUCCCCCUGGCUGGGGGCUCACAGAGAACCAUCUCUUUGGGGGCGGGUGACCGGCAGGUCAUCCAGACCCCACUCACUGACUCCCUGCCCAUCAGCCGCUGCAGCGUGGCCCUGCUCUUCCGCCAGCUAGGCAUCACCAACGUGCUGUCUUUGUUCUGUGCUGCCCUCACUGAGCACAAGGUGCUCUUCCUGUCCCGGAGCUACCAGCGCCUCUCAGACGCCUGCCGGGGACUCCUGGCCCUGCUGUUCCCGCUCCGAUACAGCUUCACCUACGUGCCCAUCCUGCCGGCGCAGCUCCUGGAGGUGCUCAGCACGCCCACGCCCUUCAUCAUCGGCGUCAACGCAGCCUUCCAGGCAGAGACCCAGGAGCUGCUGGAUGUGAUUGUGGCUGACCUGGAUGGAGGGACGGUGACUGUCCCCGAGUGUGUACACAUUCCACCGCUGCCGGAGCCGCUGCAGAGCCAGACCCACAGCGUGCUGAGCAUGGUCCUGGACCCGGAGCUGGAGUUGGCAGAUCUCGCCUUCCCACCCCCCACAAUAUCCUCUUCCUCCCUGAAGAUGCAGGACAAGGAGCUGCGGGCUGUUUUUCUGCGGCUCUUUGCUCAGCUCCUGCAGGGCUACCGUUGGUGUCUGCACAUGGUCCGCAUCCACCCGGAGCCUGUCAUCCGCUUCCACAAGGCAGCCUUCCUGGGCCAGCGUGGGCUGGUGGAGGACGACUUCCUGAUGAAGGUGCUGGAGGGCAUGGCCUUUGCGGGCUUCGUGUCGGAGCGCGGGGUCCCCUACCGUCCUACGGACCUGUUUGAUGAGCUGGUGGCCCAUGAGGUGGCGCGGAUGCGGGCGGACGAGAGCCACCCCCAGCGGGUCCUGCGUCACGUCAAGGAGCUGGCGGAGCAGCUCUACAAAAACGAGAACCCGUACCCCGCCGUGGCUAUGCACAAGGUGCAGAGGCCGGGGGAGGCCAGCCACCUGCGGCGGGCGCCCCGGCCCUUCCCCCGGCUGGACGAGGGCAUGGUACAGUGGAUCGUGGACCAGGCCACGGCCAAGAUGCAGGGAGCACCCCCCGCUGUGAAGGCCGAGAGGAGGACCACCGUGCCCUCGGGGCCCCCUAUGACCGCCAUCCUGGAGCGGAGCAGCGGGCUCCAUGGCAACAGUGCUCGCCGCCUGGAGGUGGUUCGAAACUGCAUCUCAUACGUGUUCGAGGGGAAGAUGCUCGAGGCCAAGAAGCUGCUCCCCGCUGUGCUGAGGGCCCUGAAGGGGCGUGCGGCCCGCCGCUGCCUGGCCCAGGAGCUGCACCUGCACGUGCAGCAGAACCGCGCCGUCCUGGACCACCAGCAGUUCGACUUUGUCGUCCGCAUGAUGAACUGCUGCCUGCAGGACUGCACCUCUCUGGACGAGCACGGCAUCGCGGCCGCUCUGCUGCCCCUGGUCACUGCCUUCUGCCAGAAGCUGAGCCCGGGGGUGACGCAGUUUGCGUACAGCUGCGUGCAGGAGCACGUGGUGUGGAGCACGCCCCAGUUCUGGGAGGCCAUGUUCUACGGGGAUGUGCAGACCCACAUCCGGGCCCUCUACUUGGAACCUGCCGAGGACCGAGACCCCUCCCAGUGUGCGUCCGAGCAGCGGCGUCUGUGGCCCAUGCUGAGCCGCGAGAAGCAGCAGGAGCUGGUGCAGAAAGAGGAGAGCACGGUGUUCAGCCAGGCCAUCCACUACGCCAACCGCAUGAGCUACCUGCUGCUGCCCCUCGACUCCAGCAAGAGCCGCCUGCUGCGCGAGCGCGCGGGGCUGGGCGACCUGGAGAGCGCCAGCAACAGCCUGGUCACCAGCAGCAUGGCGGGCAGUGUGGCCGAGAGCUAUGACACGGAGAGUGGCUUUGAGGACGCAGAGACCUGCGACGUGGCCGGGGCUGUCGUCCGCUUCAUCAACCGCUUCGUGGACAAGGUCUGCACAGAGAGUGGGGUCACCAGCGACCACCUCAAGGGGCUGCAUGUCAUGGUGCCAGACAUCGUCCAGAUGCACAUCGAGACCCUGGAGGCUGUGCACCGCGAGAGCAAGAGGCUGCCCCCCAUCCAGAAGCCGAAGCUGCUACGGCCUCACCUGCUGCCCGGCGAGGAGUGUGUGCUGGACGGCCUGCGUGUCUACCUGCUCCCCGAUGGGCGUGAGGAGGGCUCUGGGGGCAGCGGGGGUGGCCCCGCAGUGCUCCCGGCCGAGGGCGCUGUCUUCCUCACCACCUACCGGGUCAUCUUCACGGGGAUGCCCACCGACCCCCUGGUGGGAGAGCAGGUGGUGGUCCGCUCCUUCCCGGUGGCCGCACUGACCAAGGAAAAGCGCAUCACCGUCUCGACCCCCGUGGAACAGAUCCCGCAGGACGGGCUGCAUCUGCGCUCCUGCACGUUCCAGCUGCUGAAGAUGGCCUUUGACGAGGAAGUGGGGUCCGAGAACGCCGAGCUCUUCCGAAAGCAGCUGCACAAGCUGCGGUACCCGCUGGACAUCAGGAACACCUUCGCCUUCACCCAGGGCUCCGCGCACACGCCCGGCCGGCCGCCCCGCACCGCCAAGGACAAGGGUCCUUCUCUCAGGACCCUGUCCCGGAACCUCGUGAAGAACGCCAAGAAGACCAUGGGGCGGCAGCACGUCACUCGCAAGAAGUACAACCCCCCCAGCUACGAGCACAGGGGCCAGUCCCCGGAGGACCAGGAGGAUGAGAUCUCAGUGUCAGAGGAGCUGGAGCCCGGCACGCUGACCCCGACCUCGGCCCUGAAGCCCUCCGACCGCAUGACCAUGAGCAGCCUGGUGGAGCGGGCCUGCUGCAGGGACUACCAGCGCCUGGGCCUGGGCACGCUGAGCAGCAGCCUGAGCCGCGCCAAGUCGGAGCCCUUCCGCAUCUCCCCGGUCAACCGCAUGUACGCCAUCUGCCGCAGCUACCCGGGGCUGCUGAUCGUGCCCCAGAGCGUCCAGGACAACGCGCUGCAGCGCGUCUCCCGCUGCUACCGCCAGAACCGCUUCCCCGUGGUCUGCUGGCGCAGCGGGCGCUCCAAGGCUGUGCUGCUGCGCUCAGGGGGCCUGCAUGGCAAGGGUGUCGUCGGUCUCUUUAAGGCCCAGAACACGCCUUCUCCAGGCCAGUCCCAGGCGGACUCCAGCAGCUUGGAGCAGGAGAAGUACCUGCAGGCCGUGGUCAGCUCCAUGCCCCGCUACGCCGACACCUCCGGCCGCAACACCCUCAGCGGCUUCUCCUCAGCCCACAUGGGCAGUCAUGUGCCCAGCCCCAGAGCCAGGGUCACCACGCUGUCCAACCCCAUGGCGGCCUCGGCCUCCAGACGGACCGCGCCCCGAGGUAAAUGGGGCAGCGUUCGGGCCAGCGGGCGCAGUGGUGGGCUCGGUGGUGAUGUGGGCUCCCGGCUCGCAGGCAGAGACAUGCGGGGGCCCCCCCAGGCGAACGGGGCUCCCCCAGACUCGGGCUUUCCGCGGCCCCAGCGUGCAGCCCUCUACAUCAUUGGGGACAAGGCCCAGUUCAAGGGCGUGCGACCAGACCCCCUGCAGCAGUGGGCACUGGUGCCCAUCGAGAUGUUUGAGGCCCGGCAGGUGAAGACCAGCUUCAAGAAGCUGCUGAAGGCAUGUGUCCCGGGCUGUCAGGACUUCGAGUCCGGCCCCACCUUCCUGCGCUCGCUGGAGGAUUCGGAGUGGCUCACCCAGAUCCACAAGCUGCUGCAUGUGUCGGUGAUGGUGGUGGAGCUCCUGGACUCGGGCUCCUCCGUGCUGGUGAGCCUGGAGGACGGCUGGGACAUCACCACGCAGGUGGUGUCCCUGGUACAGCUGCUCUCGGACCCCUUCUACCGCACACUGGAGGGCUUCCGCCUGCUGGUGGAGAAGGAGUGGCUGUCCUUUGGCCAUCGCUUCAGCCACCGGGGGGCCCACACCCUGGCCGGGCAGAGCAGCGGCUUCACGCCCGUCUUCCUGCAGUUCCUGGACUGUGUGCACCAGGUCCACCUGCAAUUCCCCAUGGAGUUCGAGUUCAGUCCCUUCUACCUCAAGUUUCUUGGCUACCACCACGUGUCCCGCCGCUUCCGGACCUUCCUGCUGGACUCGGACUAUGAGCGCAUUGAGCUAGGGCUGCUGUGCGGGGAGAAGGGGGAGCGCAAGGGCCCGCAGGCCUGCAGGUCUGUGUGGGAGUAUGUGGACCGGCUGAGCAAGAGGACGCCUGUGUUCUACAACUACAUGUACGCGCCCGAGGACACGGAGGUCCUGCGGCCCUACAGCAACGUGUCCAACCUGAAGGUGUGGGACUUCUACACCGAGGAAACGCUGGCCCAGGGCCCCCCCUAUGACUGGGAGCUGGCCCAGGUGUCCCCGGAGCCCCCGGAGGAGGAGCGGCCCGACGGGGUUGAGCUGCAGCGGCUGGAGACCGAGCUGGGCCGGCCCCCUGAGCGGUGGAAGGACAACUGGGAUCGGGUGAAGGCUGCCCAGCGCCUCGAAGGCAGGCCAGACGGACAUGGCACCCCCAGUUCUCUGCUGGUGUCCAGUGUGCCCCACCACCGCCGCUCGCUGGGUGUGUACCUGCAGGAGGGGCCUGUGGGCUCCACCCUGAGCCUCAGCCUGGACAGUGACCAGAGCAGUGGCUCAACCACAUCCGGCUCCCGCCAGGCCGCCCGCCGCAGCACCAGCACCCUGUACAGCCAGUUCCAGACGGCUGAGAGUGAGAACAGGUCCUACGAGGGCACCCUCUACAAGAAGGGGGCCUUCAUGAAGCCCUGGAAGGCCCGCUGGUUCGUGCUGGACAAGACUAAGCACCAGCUGCGCUACUACGACCACCGCGUGGAUACAGAGUGCAAGGGGGUCAUCGACCUGGCGGAGGUGGAGGCCGUGGUGUCUGGCACUCCCACCAUGGGCGCCCCCAAGACCGUGGACGAGAAGGCCUUCUUCGAUGUGAAGACGACUCGUCGUGUUUACAACUUCUGUGCCCAGGACGUGCCGUCGGCCCAGCAGUGGGUGGACCAGAUCCAGAGCUGCCUGUCAGACGCCUGAGCCCAGCCCUGCCCGGCUGCGCUGUGUCCAGUUACAGACCACUAGGGGUGGGCAGGGCCCCCCGGCCAUGUUUACAGCCCCCACCCUUGACAGUAUUGAGGCCCAGCCCCCGAAUUUGUGUGUAUAGCCCCUGCCAACCCCAUCCUGCCCACCCCGCCCGCCUGGCCAGCUCUGACUUAUUUUGGAGUCCUGGCGGAGCGCUGGCGGGAGGCGCCAUGGUACAGCCCUCUCGGUGGGCCUGUAAAUAGCCCAGCCCUGUCCGCGUGGUGGCCCCGGCGGCCCGCAGGCACCCUGUUCCUACAAACAGAGUCUAUAAAGAGAACUAACUAUGUGCCACA